AUGGAACCUUUAGUGCAAGAUGCUGCAGUGAUGCAAGGGGACAGUGCAGAGCCAGAGUUGAUUGAGCAGCGUGUUUUGCCUGAUGUCGAAGAGGGAGAGCCACGAGAGCGACCCAGUGAUACAGUUACAGUGCAAGAUGUGGUGUUGAGCGCGCAGAGCAGCAUACAAGCAUUGAAGGCCGCGUGCGAGCACUUACAACUUAAAACUUCGGGGUCCAAGACUCGGCUUUUCCUUCGCAUACAAGGCUACCUCGAGAAACAGCAAAUUGCACUGCAACAAGACAUGGCUUCAGAUGCUCGAAGUGGAGAGGAGCGACGCCCGCAAGCACAACCGUUACCGCGACCACCGUCGGAAGCCGAACGACUCAUUCAUGAAAUUACACAUCUUCCUUACGCCAGCUGGUGCCCGCAUUGCAUAAGCAUGCGAGCGAUGCCAGAUCGGAGUGAAGCAGCCCAGCAGCCACCACGUGAUGUUCCAACGGUGUCCUUCGAUUUUUUCUACACAGGAUAUGACGCAGAAGCCCACACAAUGCAAAGCCACGGUAAGCCUGGUGAUGGAGAGAACAGCGAUGAUCUUUUGUGUUGUCUUGUUGCACACGACAGCUCCACUGGGUCUGUUGUGGCCAUACCGUGCCAGUCCAAAGGAACAACUCGAUUUCUAGGUGUGGAACUUAUGCGGUUCAUACAUGGGCUGGGUCACACCACAGUCGAGCUUCGGUGCGACAAUGAACCGAGCACAAUAUCAUUGCAAACCGCGGUGGCUGGGGCUCGGAAAAGAUUGGGACUAAGAACGAUUAUUCGAAAUCCCCCGGUGGGGGCUCACGCUUCCAACGGUGCAGUGGAGAAAAGUGUGGAUGUUAUUCGGUCGCUGGCAAAUACAAUGAUGAGCAUGGUGCGCGAGCGUGUGGGCAUUGACUUUGGGGCGGACCACGCCCUGUUUGCAUGGUCGUUUGUGCACGCGAGCUGGACAAGAAACAGAUUUGCAGCUGUGGGCGGAUUGACGGCUUACGAGCGGGCGACGAACGCGCGUUACACAGGGAGGCUGGUUUGCUUUGGGGAACCGGUCUUUGGGCAAAUCUCUGUGAAGAAGAAAGGAAAUGCGCGUUGGGUUCGGUGUGUGUUCUUAUCCAAAACAAUCAGCAAUGACAUGUUCAUCGUCGCCACCCGUGCUGGAGUCAGGUUGUGUCGAUCAGUGCGUAGAACAAGUUCCGAGUGGGCUGUUGACAGAGCAUUGUAUCAGGGCUUGGCUGGUUUCCCGUGGGACUACUCAUCAGGAGCUGUGGGUACAAGGUUGGUGCCACCAGCCAGGACAAGGAGGCCGCAGAUCGCGGCAACUGCCGGAGACGAGGCGGCGUCAGACCCGCCAACUCCUGUGCCGUCAGGUGAUGGCUUAGCUUCGCCGCCACCGGCGGCCGAGGGUGAUGUUCCUACUUUGGGUGUGGGGCCCUCGAUUGAGGGUGAUGCUUUGCCGUUGCCAGUUGCAGCGGCAACCGGGCCACCGCCCGGGACAGCUGUGGCAGAGAUUCCUGUGCAGCCUGUGGAGAUGGGGCCGAAUCCAGCCCUUGGUGCGCCAGAUGUUGAGAUGCUUCGCACCCCCGAGGCAAUGUUGCCACCACUGGGUGAUACGGCCCAGGGUUCGGCGGGGAGCCGCGAUGUGCCUGCUGAGGCAGGUGGUGACAGGAAGCGUAUUCGUCUCAGAGCGGUGCAGUUUGGCAGCCACAACCUUGAUUAUCAUGAUGAUGAUGUAGCUUUGGAUUUUCCUGAGUUAGAGCGUGGUGAGCUUUGUGAACAGAUUGAAGCAGACAUUGACAAUGAACGCCCGGCGGCAGGAGAGUACGCUGGUGACGGCAGUGAGGGCACCACGGCCUUGAACGUACAGGGCCCUCCUAGUGAGCUUGAGCAGCUGCAAGCGCAGCUGUGGUUUGAAGACCACGGUGGACCUCCCGAGUUGAGCGAGGAACAACUCGCAGCACUAGAUCGUAUAGCGGAUGAGGUUGAGAUUCAAAGAUUGUCCAAGAAGGCGGUGAUUAGGCCAGUUGAGAUCGAUGAGGAGGAAGGUCCUUUGAUGCUACACGUGGAUGAUAAUUUGAUUUUGUGUCCUUUGACAUGGUUGCAUGAGUCCCUGGUACCGCUGAUCAAGUCACGAUUCCAGGCCACAGUGGAGAUAGCUUAUCGUGUCGGUGAUCAAAUCAGUUUUCUCAAGCGAGUUCACACAUUGACAGAGACCGGCAUGAAGAUUGCAAUCAGUGACCAUUACGCCAAGAGCAUGGCAAAGAUCCUUGAAAUUCGUGGUGGCACGGCUCAAACUCCAGACCUUGCGGAGUUCAGUGGCCAUGACACAUCGCAUGCUUUGUCAGAGCAGCAAGCAUCCAAGUACAGAUCAGUGGUUGGCAUUGCGCUCUAUGUGUCAGCCGACCGGCCAGACAUUGCACACAGUGUCCGCAAACUUUCUUCAGUGAUGGCGAGCCCCACUGCUUUGGCAUGGCGUGCGGCCAUACGCUUAACACAGUACCUUUUGGCCACAGCCUCAUAUGCUCUUCAUCUCGAGCCGGGUGAACCCGGAUCUUCGAUACUUCAUGGUGCUGUUGUGCCUGGAGGUGACCUUUUGGAGUGCUACACAGACGCGGACUGGUCUGGGAGCAAGGCCGAUCGUAAAUCAAUUGGUUCUUCUACUCACUGCAUUAACGGUGCUGUGGUUUACUUUGCCACGAGGACGCAGCGCUCUGUGUCGCUGUCAUCGAUGGAGAGUGAGUGGUACGCAUGUGUCUCUGGAUGCUGCGAUGCGCUAUUCAUUCGUGAAGUUUGGGAGUUCAUUUCGGGGCAAUCGGCCCAGAUGCAUGUGCUACUGGAUAACCAGUCUGCUCGAGCAUUGGCUAAGCGGCAAGGGGCCGCGAAGCAGGCCAAGCACAUUGCCGGACGACUUUUGUGGAUUCAAGAUUAUGUGAAGCGUGGCAUUUUUGCCAUACUUUCAGUACCGACGGCCACGAACUUGGCUGACAUCGGCACUAAGGGUUUGGCAAAGGCUCGGCUUCGUGCGCUCAUGUACAUGCACAACUUUGUAGAUGAUCGAGAUGAUGAGCGUGCCACAUGA
This is a messenger RNA of Symbiodinium sp. CCMP2456, 3090 nucleotides long. Lineage: Eukaryota; Dinophyceae; Suessiales; Symbiodiniaceae. The record is from the annotation of a GenBank genome assembly.